UCAAGCGGACGCUAACACCGUUUUCACGUCCACUGACCACACACUAAAUAAUCUCCGUUCCUCUCAAUCAGUGGAAGUGUGGAACCUCAAUCCCCUUGAACAGUUGAACUUAAGAAGAAGAAGACGUGAGAUUUGGCCGUGUCCUUCGACGUGAACGAGUUUUUAGCCCUACGCUUCACCAUAUUAUUCCCUUUUCUCUCUCCAAUCACCGGACGGCACCGGCGGGUAUAAGAACGGGCCGGUUGUAAUCGUAUGCAUGGAUCUUUGUUUUUCUAAAAGAGCAGUGACGAGGGAGGCCAAGUCGACUCGUCCCUGAAACCGCCUCGGACGCGGAGGGAUCGUGGUGAUGAGAGGAAGCUUUUUGAGCCGUCGCACAGUACAGAGGCUCCGGCAACUGGCGAUCGCCACCGUCGGAUCAGUCAAGAUCGAGCUCGUCCUCUGCUGCUGCAUCGCCUUCACGGUGAUCGCGCUUCUGAGUCGUGCUUCGGGUUUUACGGGAUGGACCAGUCCCGGUGUUGCUUUGGAACGGUUAUCUGCUCCACGGAAAGGAUAUGCUAUUGUAAUGAACACAUGGAAAAGAUAUGAUCUUUUGAAGCAGUCCAUUUCUCACUACUCAUCAUGUCCUGGACUUGAAUCUAUUCACAUUGUCUGGAGUGAGCCCAAUCCUCCAUCAGAUUCUCUUAAGAAAUUUCUAGAUCACAUUGUACAGUCUAACUCUGGGAACGCGCAACAUGUUGAACUAAAGUUUGAUGUCAACAAGGAAGACAGUUUGAACAAUAGAUUUAAAGAGAUUAAGGAUUUGAAGACAGAUGCCGUUUUUUCAAUUGACGAUGACGUGAUAUUUCCUUGCUCCUCUGUGGAAUUUGCAUUUAGUGUAUGGCAAAGUGCACCAGAUACAAUGGUGGGAUUUGUACCACGUAUACAUUGGGUUGAUCAAUCGAAAGGUAGCAGUGAUUACUACGUAUAUGGUGGGUGGUGGUCAGUUUGGUGGACGGGUACAUACAGUAUGGUACUCUCAAAGGCGGCCUUCUUCCACAAAAAGUAUUUGAGUCUGUACACAAAUGUAAUGUCAGCAUCAGUUAGAGAAUUCGUAACAAAGAACAGGAAUUGUGAAGAUAUUGCAAUGUCUUUUCUUGUUGCAAAUGCCUCAGGUGCUCCCCCAAUAUGGGUGAAAGGUAAUAUAUUUGAGAUUGGUUCAACUGGAAUCAGUAGCAUGGGAGGCCAUGGUGAAAGAAGAACCCAAUGCGUCAAUAGAUUUGUUGCAGAGUUUGGGCGAAUGCCUUUAGUGUCUACUUCUGUAAAGGCUGUUGAUAGCCGCAAUGUCUGGUUUUGGUGACACAGCAAUGAUCCUUCUUUUCAAUUGAUGAAUUUCCACACUGGUUUAGAAAGUUGAGUUAUUAUUACCUAUCAAAAAGAAAAUUGAGUUAUUCCAAGACAAAAAAGUUUUUUUCUUUUUUGAGCCAUUCCACUUCUUAUGGGAUCCUAAGUUGUAAAAUAUUGAACUUUCAGUUAGUGUAUGGGCAAUAGAAGUCAUCACAUCCGUUGGAUUGAUUUCAUGUAUUUUGAUUUUGUAACGUGUGGCAGUUGCUGCCAUGUGAGAUACCUACUAAGAUCAACCUUUGAGCAGAAUGAAAGACACUACAUGGUUGUCUU
Molecule: messenger RNA, 1653 nt
Organism: Juglans microcarpa x Juglans regia
Lineage: Eukaryota; Viridiplantae; Streptophyta; Magnoliopsida; Fagales; Juglandaceae
Product: glycosylinositol phosphorylceramide mannosyl transferase 1
Exons: 5
Coding region: 347-1336 (329 amino acids)
Cellular component (GO): membrane
Molecular function (GO): glycosyltransferase activity
Source: RefSeq, a predicted model, not a curated record